Apis florea (little honeybee) is the source of this 326-nucleotide messenger RNA. RefSeq names its product Glycerol-3-phosphate dehydrogenase 1 (gene Gpdh1). The record is from RefSeq and is a predicted model, not a curated record. Gene Ontology annotation, biological process: glycerol-3-phosphate catabolic process; carbohydrate metabolic process. Gene Ontology annotation, cellular component: cytosol. Lineage: Eukaryota; Metazoa; Arthropoda; Insecta; Hymenoptera; Apidae. Gene Ontology annotation, molecular function: protein homodimerization activity; glycerol-3-phosphate dehydrogenase [NAD(P)+] activity; NAD binding.
AUUGCAAUUCCUGAUGUAGUAGAAGCUGCUAAAGAUGCAGAUAUUCUAACUUUUGUAAUACCUCAUCAAUUUAUAAAGAGAAUAUGUAGUAUAUUAUUGGGAAAAAUAAAGCCUACAGCUAUUGGCCUUUCUCUGAUAAAGGGCUUUGAUAAAAAGCAAGGAGGUGGUAUUGAACUUAUUUCACAUAUAAUUUCAAAACAACUUCACAUUCCUGUUUCAGUUUUAAUGGGAGCAAAUUUGGCUUCUGAAGUAGCAAACGAAAUGUUUUGUGAAACUACUAUUGGUAAAUUUUUAUGAAAUCUCUAAAAUAAAUAUUCUAUAUGUGC